This is a messenger RNA of Homo sapiens (human), 4400 nucleotides long. RefSeq names its product FCF1 rRNA-processing protein (gene FCF1). The transcript has 8 exons. NCBI's taxonomy places the organism in Eukaryota, Metazoa, Chordata, Mammalia, Primates, Hominidae. Gene Ontology annotation, biological process: ribosomal small subunit biogenesis. Gene Ontology annotation, cellular component: small-subunit processome; nucleolus. The record is from RefSeq and is marked validated. Bases 150 to 710 code for a protein of 186 amino acids.
GUAGAAGUAUUGCGCCGUUGGUGAUUACGGAAGAACCAGGAGUUUGGCGUGACCAUGGUGAGAGAAGACGGUCCAAGAAGGGACGUUAUCAGGCCACUUUUUGGGUGGAGAAGGAGGGGAAGCAAAAGAAAACAAGGAAGUAUGCGACCAUGAAGCGAAUGCUUAGUCUCAGAGAUCAGAGGCUUAAAGAAAAGGAUAGAUUAAAACCUAAAAAGAAAGAAAAGAAGGAUCCCAGCGCAUUAAAGGAAAGAGAAGUUCCCCAACACCCUUCCUGCUUAUUUUUCCAAUAUAAUACACAGCUGGGCCCACCUUACCACAUCCUCGUUGAUACCAACUUUAUCAACUUUUCCAUAAAAGCCAAACUGGACUUAGUGCAGUCAAUGAUGGACUGUCUGUAUGCCAAGUGUAUCCCAUGUAUAACCGAUUGUGUAAUGGCUGAAAUUGAGAAAUUGGGGCAGAAGUAUCGAGUGGCUCUAAGGAUUGCCAAGGAUCCAAGAUUUGAACGAUUACCAUGUACACACAAAGGAACCUAUGCAGAUGACUGCUUAGUACAGAGAGUAACUCAGCAUAAGUGUUACAUUGUGGCCACAGUUGACCGGGACCUGAAAAGAAGAAUCCGUAAGAUUCCUGGAGUUCCUAUCAUGUACAUUUCUAACCAUAGAUACAACAUUGAACGGAUGCCAGAUGAUUAUGGAGCCCCUCGAUUCUAAUUCUUACAAGACACAGUUCCUCUGCCUUUCUUCGACCAACUUUCUCUUGUUGCCAGUUCAUUACACAAAAUGUAGCGGGAUUUUUAAGGAAUCAGAGAGACUGAUGGAGUUCAGGGAGAUAUUUAUUAUUUAGGUGCACCAGCCCAGUCAGAUUAACAUCCAAAGGACUGAACCCUGAACAGAGUUAAGUUACCUUUUAAGCAUUUUGUGGGGCCGCGGGGGUUGGGGGGAAUCUGUGCAGGGGGAAGCAUAUUACAGAAGCAAGAAAGACAGUUAUUCAAUUAACUGAGACAUGCAUUACAUCAUUUCUUACUUUUCAAGGAAAAUCAUGUUUUACGACUUGAGUUUAUCUGUCUAGUUACCUUGCAGCUGCACAGCUAGAGAAACAGGGUAUUUACAAUGCCUGGGAAAGGAGGAGAGAUAAGGCUCACUAGCCACAGAAAAACAGGCAGUUAAUUUUUAAAGGACUCCAGCUCUUUCUCUUUCUCACGGGGAAUUGGAUUUUCUUACAUGCAACUGAAUUUCUGCUUACACAUUUUUAAAUUUCUUUUAAUUGCUUUUCCAAUGCAAUAGCAUGAAUUAUUAUUCUGUUGACCUAUUUGCCUUACUAUGAGCUGAGGGUAGUUCAAUAUGCUCACUCUUUUUUUUUUUUUUCUUGAGAUGAAGUUUUGCUCUGUCACCAGGCUGGAGUGCAGUGGCGUGAUCUGGGCUCACUGCAACCCCUGCCUCCCAUCCUUCAAGUGAUUCUCCUGCCUCAGCCUCCCGAGUAGCUGGGAUUACAGGUACACACCACCAUGCUCAACUAAUUUUUCUUUUUUGGGCGGGGGGGGUGGAUAUUUUUAGUAGAGACAAAUACUUUUGUAUUUUUAAUACAGAAAAGUAUGCCUCGGCCUCCCAAAGUGCUGGAAUUACAGACAUGAGCCACUGUGCCUGGCCUGCUCACUUUCUGAUGCUGCUUUUUUGUUGUUUGUUUGUUUAUUUGUUUGUUUUGAGACGGAGUCUCGCUCUGUCACCAGGCUGGAGUGCAGUGGCGCAAUCUCGGCUCAUUGCAACCUCCGCCUCCCAGGUUCAAGCGAUUCUCCUGCCUCAGCCUGCGGAGUAGCUGGGACUAUAGGUGCGUGCCACCACGUCCAGCCACUGAUGCUGUUUUGCCACUGAUGCUGUUUUGAAAUUGAUAUUUUGUCUCAUAAAAACUAGGCCAGGCAUGGUGGCUCAUUCCUGUAAUCCCAGCACUUUGGGAGGCCAAGGUGGGUGGAUCACCUGAGGUCAGGAGUUGGAGAUGAGCCUGGACAACAUGGCAAAACCCCACCUCUACUAAAAAUACAAAAAAAAUUAGCUGGGUAUGGUGUCACGUGCCUGUAAUCCCAGCCACUGGGGAGGCUGAGGCAGGAGAACCUCUUGAACCCAGGAGGUGGAGGUUGCAGUGAGCUGAGAUUGCGCCACUGCAUUCCAGCCUGGGUGACAGAGUGAGACUGUCUCAAAAAAAAAAAAAAAUUAAUGAUGGUCAAAGGGUAUAAAAUCUCAGACAGGAAGAAUAUGUUUUAUGCUUUUUUUGAGUUCUGUUGUACAGUGUGGUGCCUAUACUUAAUAAUGGGGUAUUAUACAUUUCAAAAUUGAUGUUCUCAUCACAGAAAUGUAUUUGAAGUAUUGCAUAUGUUAACUAGCUUGAUUUAACUAUUCCAUAUUGUAUCCACAAUUUAUGAUAUCACUUUGUAACCCAUACAUUUAUACAAUUAUAAAUUGUCAAUUUACAAUAAAAAAUUUUUGUUGCGUCUUUUUAGAAAUCAGAUAUUCUGAUGAUUGCUCACAUAAUUUGGCGGUCAUUGUUUUAUACUGACUUACUCAAUAAACAUUUAUUAAAUGUAUACUAGGUGCUUAAUAAGAGAUGGUCCUGCCCUCAAGACACUCAUUAUGGUGGGAAAGAAAAACAUGUAAAUGAAUAAAUGCCGUAAAAUAGCAGUGCUAGGGUAAAAGUUUCAGAGGCAUGUCAUGGGCACAUAAAGGUGGAAUGAUUUUUUUCUACUGGUUGGGAUGGAGAGGGAGGAAAGGCCAGUGGUCAUGUGGUUUGAGCUAAUCUUAAAAAUGAAUAGGUGCCUCCCCAGUAAAUUAGGAAUGGAAGAUGAAGCAUAGGAAACAGUACACCAUAGAAAAUCCAUUAACCUAUGUAUAAUCCCAGCACUUUGGGAGACUGAGGUGGGCAGAUCACUUGAGGUCAGGAGUUUGAAACCAGCCUGGCCAACAUGGUGAAACCCCACCUCUACUAAAAAUUCCAAAAUUAACUGGGCGUGGUGGUGCAAGCCUGUAGUCCCAGCUACUUGGGAGGCUGAGGCAGGAGAAUCGCUUGAACCCGGGAGGCAGAGGUUGCAACGAGCCGAGAUCACGCCACUGCACUCCAGCCUGGGCGACAGAGUGAAACUCUGUCUCAAAAACAAACAAACAAAAAACCUAUGUAUUUGUGGGGAUUUGGUAUAUUAUUAAGGUGGUAUUUCGUUUCUGUGGGAAAAGGAAAUUUCAUUAACAGGCCAAAUAGUCUGGAGUCAUUCUGUUAGUGUUAGAAUACUAAUUCCACCAGUUAAUAUCUGUAUGAGUUGGACAAACCAUAUAACCAUCUGUUGCCUUCCUUGUUUCCUCUUUAAAGUGUUUAAUCCGCAAAACAAACCUGAUAAAGUGAGAUUAAAUUGAAUAGUACCUGGCCCAAGUAAGUGUUCUUCAGUAAAUGUUAGUGAUUAUUACACAAUGGCAAGGUGGCUAUCCAUUUGAAAAAAAAUUAGGCCGGGCGUGGUGGCUCACACCUGUAAUCCCAACACUUUGGGAGGCCAAGGUGGGCGGAUCACCUGAGGUCAGGAGCCCAAGACCAGCCUGACCAACAUGGAGAAACCCCAUCUCUACUAAAAAUACAAAAAAACAAUUAGGCAGGCAUGGUGGCAAAUGCCUGUAUUCCCAGCUACUCUGGAGGCUGAGGCAGGAGAACGCUUGAACCUGGGAGAUGGAGGUUGUGAUGAGCCGAGAUCAUGCCAUUGCACUCAUUCCAGCCUGGGCAACAAGAGUGAAACUCUGUCUCAAAAAAAAAAAAAAAAAAAGAGAGAGAGAAAAAAAUUAGUUUCCUACUUCACAUGAUUCAUAAAAAUAUUUCAAGUGGAUCAAAGACCUAAAUUUUUUUUUUUUUUGAGACAGUUUCUCACUCUGUCACCCAGGCUGCAGUGCGUUGGCACAAUCAUGACUCACUGCAGCCUUGACCUUCCCAGGCCCUGAUGAUCCACCCCAGCCUCUCAAGUAGCUGGGAUUUUUGUAUUUCUUACAGAGAUGGGAUUUUGCCUUAUUGCCCACCUUGGCCUUCUAAAGUAUUGGGAUUAUGGGCAUGAGCCACUGCACCCACCCUAAACUUAUUUCUAAGCUAUGGAAGCAUUAGGAAAAUAAAUGUAAAGAAAAACGUGUUUAUCACCUUUGGAUAGAAUUCUUAAGCAGAAUCUAAAAAGAUUGAAGAGUUUGAAUAUAUUAAAAUUAUAGAUUUCUGUGCAAGACACUCCCCUCCCCUAAAAAACAAGUGACUGAUGAGAUUUUCCAAUACAUGUAACAAGGGUUUAGAGAAAUGAGUACUGAUGUCAUGCUGACAGAAGUGCAAAUAUUUAUGGCCAUUUUUUACAGCUGUUGACAAGAUCCACUAAAAUAAAAAUUGCAGAUAUCCUGUGA